This is a messenger RNA of Carassius gibelio (silver crucian carp), 3784 nucleotides long. RefSeq lists its product as uncharacterized. The coding region runs from base 1251 to 2834 and encodes 527 amino acids. The transcript has 9 exons. The record is from RefSeq and is a predicted model, not a curated record. NCBI's taxonomy places the organism in Eukaryota, Metazoa, Chordata, Actinopteri, Cypriniformes, Cyprinidae.
AGCAAAAUCUCUGGUGUAAAAUUUUCAGGGACGGUGUAAAAUUAACAGUGUUGACAUUGUUUUAACACUACAUGGUGAUAAAAUAACACUGCUGUUGUUAUUUGUAAGACAGUGUCAGUGUGAAAUUUAAGUGUAUUUUCAAAUUUCACCCAAAGUGUAGUAACAGGCCACGCCUCCACUUAACGCUAGGCCACCAGUCUGUUUCCGCCAUUUUCUUUCAGUUGAAGCCGAAGGCGAAGGAAAGGCAGGUAGAUCAGAUUCUCACACGAUAUAGCUAAAUUAAUAAAUACAUUUAUUAGUAAAUAGCUAAAUAUUUUUUUAUAUUCACGGGGCCAUGCACAUGGGUAACGUUAGAUAUCAUGGACAACUUUGAUCAAAUCGUUUACUCGUUGAGAGAAAUCGGGGCCACGUUGUACUAAUUUGAUACCUUAGUAAUUCAGAUCAUGGACGCGAUUUAAAAUAGUGGACUAAGUUAUCUGUCCGUGAUUAACCUAAAACGAAUAUACGUAUUAAUAAAUCGUAAAUUUAUUAAACAAAUUUCUAAAUUGUCGUCACGACAUCUAGGCUUCCCUUCUCUACAUUACGCCUUUUACAGAUUAAAACCACACAGUUGAUCAUGGGAAGAACAAAUUUAAUGUUUGUAACUGUAAAAACGCAGAGUUAUACAAAAAGAUAAAAUAUCAAGGACAGGAGAAGAAUUUACAGGUGCUAAAAGCUAUUGAAAGAUUUGAGGCCUAAUAGGCGGAUGAAGCCGCGACGCACUCUAAAUUGGCGGGCGGGCGCGCGCCAUGUCACACUUGUUAUAAAGAUGAAGCUUGACCAGCUUCAGGAUGUGUCAGCUAGGAGAGUUCCUGUCUCAAAACCUCGUCGAAAAAUGUUUAAGGUGUUUAUUUGACCAUGUAAGCUGCUGUUUUAUUUAAUAGUGUCUGUGGAAGAACGUAUAACAUACACGCUUUAUAAUUAAAACGUUAGAUUAACGAAGCUUUCGAUGGGUGCUGCAGGAUUUGCUUUUGUGUGAACGCAAGUUAAACAUGUGCAAUAUCACCAAAACGUCACUCAAUUUAAUAAUUUAUAAGCGAAACUUGCAUAGUUGGUUUAAAAACUUUAUUUUACAAGUUAGAUGUAACUGUGUUUGUGUGUAACGUUAAGUGUGUGUGUUAGGUUUUCAUAUUGGCGUUAUCUAGAUGAGUGGUAAAAGACAUAAUAAAUGUGCUAGCUUAUCUUAAUAGUGAGAGUGUCGUUCUGAAGAAAUGCUGGUCCAAGUCGAGUGUAAAGGGAACCCGAAAUGGAUCCGAAUACCAGAGGAAAAUGACUGUUUUGACUUCUGUGGAUUCAUUAAAGAAGCUUCAGCAAAGUUCAACUUGCCGCAUGGAGCCAAUGUGGUUCUUAAAGACUCUGCAGGAGUUGAUGUUGAUGCUGAUAUUUUUGAUGAGCUUGUGAGAACAUCUAAGGUGUCCUUCAAAAUUUUGGAUGGUGAUAACAAUAAAUCGGAUAAUGUUCCACAAGCUGAGAUCGAUCUCUCUGAGCCCUCAUGCCCUGGGUCAUCGUUUUCAUCAAUAGAAUCAGAAAGUUCGGAGUCCACAGUGAUUCCACAAUCUUCAAAGGCAUCCAAAAAGCGAUUCUUAGAAGAACCUUCUGACUGCAAUGCGUCAAAAGAUCUAGUUCAUGCAGCGCUACACUCAAAACCAGGAGGCUCUGAUAUAUUGAAGGAGUAUGAACAAACAAGUAGCCUGUCUGACAAGACACGAAAGAAGCUGGUAAACAUCCUUGUGGCUGAUAUGGUAGAGAAGUAUGGGAGGAUUCCACCAGUCAGUAUCCGUUUAAGCUAUGCUCUUGGAAUUAUAACCUUGUUCCCCAAUUUGAAGGAUAAGUGCUCACCGACUGGUUAUGAACAUUACUAUGAUCCACGCAGUGGCCAGGGUUACAUUGCCUACAGAUUGAAAACUGUUCAGCGCAACUCUGUAAAUAACUUGAAGGGGGCAUCCAAGGUGGUUUACCAAGAUGGUCCAAAGACUUUGCGCAAGACAUCUUCAGCAACUGAGCAGCUGUCAGGUGACGAAUGCACAGAAGCUAUAUCCAUGAUGAAGCAUUCAACGGACACACCAGUUAUUAAGGAUAAAAUGAGGACAACAUUCAAGUACAGGCAGAAUUUGAUACAUGAUCCAGACAAAUCUUCACUCAUCCUUGAUUACUUUCCCCGAUUUUUGGAUACACCAGGCUUGAUUGACCAAGACUUUACUAUGCUUUUUGGAGAUGACAUCUCAAGCAAAUUUAUUGCAAAAUGGCCAACAUUCUACAAGCAAAGAGUAAUUGCUGACUGCAAAAACCUGCACACUGGUGCACAUGUGGAUGACCUUCUGUCUGCUCUGGAGGAGUGUGAUUGUGGAUGGGACAGUGAUGUGGCAGCUAUUCUUCUGCUCAUUCAUCUCUUGCCUCCGACUGUAAAAGGAAGGAAGACUGGGAAAAUCAGUGCAAUUGAAGCAGCUGAUCAUAUUGUAAAGUUCAUUAAGGUGGGGACGAGCGUCAAGACAUUUCUUGAACAAAUUGGAUCUACACAGCCCUUCCUCCUCUGUGUUGGAGAAAAGAGGAGUAUCAUUCAGAAGUUUUACAUCAUCCUGGACCAGAAGGCCAUUCCCUGCAUGACUCAGACAGCUGUUGCAGCCUUUGAUGAACUCUUUAAGGCGCACUUUGUCUUUGCCGUGUCAUAUGAUGAGGCCUUGUGCAACUUCUACACGUUCAUUCAAACAACAGUGUAUGGCAUUGAUGUGGGCACUGCCAAGGAAAGUCCAAGGGUCAAGGAAAUCCGAGUGAGAAUUGAAAACACUGAGGUGUGACUCCCCUCCCCCCCAGCAUCUUGCUCAAAUGUUCUCAUGCUUCCUUUGCAAGGUACACCACAGAAGUUGUUCAAGUUUGUUUCAGCAUCUGAAGUUUCAUCAUGGUUUGUACCCAGGACGUUCAUUACGGUUGAAAUGUGGCGAACCUGGAUGUUCAUCUGUGUUUUAUACAUAUUAUGGGUUCAAGAAACAUAUCGUUGGAGUCCACAGAGACUGUGUAGCCUCAGGUACUGCUGAGAAUUUUGGCAGUAGUAUCACUGUUCCGGUUUCUGAUGCCCUAAGUGAGGAUCCUCCAGUCACUUUUCAGACUCCUGUUGAAAAUCGGCAAGUAACUGAUAUGUGUAGUGCUAUUGUUGCUCAAGUACAAGCAGCUGGAGUUUCUGAAAGCACUGUUCAAUGUUUAGUUGGUUCAAUGGAAGAACUUGUAAGUGAUGUUCAUGCUCAGGCAAGAGACACUGUUCUAAAAUGUCUUUCAUCAGAGGUACCUGGGCAAACUCUAGACAAAGUUAAAGACUGUUUUAGCCAGCUCGAAAAUCCUUUCUCUUGCCUUAAUACUGAAAAAAAGAGGCAAAGACACUUUGAGAAAAAAUGGAAAAUCGUGGAACCAGUGGAAUAUGUUCUUGGUGUGCGUUAUGAUGUGCGCAAAGAUAAAACUACAGGCUUAUACAGUCAAGUUCCUGUCAAUGACAAAUUUAUCUAUGUGCCCAUUUUAGGAACUCUCGAGUCUAUGUUUACAAAUUCUGAACUUUGCCACUUUUUCCAGCAGGUUAAAAGUCAUCAAGAUGGUAUUUACAAAGACAUUAAUGAUGGUUCUUACUUCAAAAAGCACAUGUUAUUUGGUCAAAAAGAGCAUGCUCUUCAAAUACAGUUAUAUUAUGACGAUUUCGAAACUGCAAAUCCACUUGGAUCCAAAAAAGGAAUACACAAACUUGGCUGUGUUUAUUUUAUUU